This is a messenger RNA of Andrographis paniculata, 3299 nucleotides long. Its product is annotated as LRR receptor-like serine/threonine-protein kinase GSO1. Lineage: Eukaryota; Viridiplantae; Streptophyta; Magnoliopsida; Lamiales; Acanthaceae. Bases 240 to 3167 code for a protein of 975 amino acids. Gene Ontology annotation, molecular function: protein binding. The record is from RefSeq and is a predicted model, not a curated record. The transcript has a single exon.
UGAGUAUAAAUUUGAACAACAGACAGAAUAUAAAUUUUAAACAUUUUCUAAUUUCAAUCUCAAAACUACCCAACCAAAACAAUCAUCACUUUUUCACACACACACACAAACUAACUAUAAAACACAGAGAAUAUCCAAACUUUUUGCACAAACUUUUUCUUUCAUAUGACAAACAACCAUAAGAGAUCAUUUCUUCCUAUGUUCUUCCUCUUACAUCAAUCUUUGUCUUAGAAUCUUCAAUGGCAAUCAUCUUCAUCCAUUCUUGCCAUUUGAUCAUUCUUUUCAUCUCAAUUCUUCCAUCCAUGGCUGCCCCAGGCAGCCCCCCCGAGUCCCGCCUUCUUUCGACGGCGAAAUCGGGACUCGUCGACCCGACCGGAGCCCUCGAAACAUGGCGCCAAGAAGACACCAUGUGUACAUCUUGGUAUGGAGUUUCUUGCACACUUGACAAGAAUCAUGUUUUAGGACUAAACUUGUCUGGAUUAGGACUCUCCGGGAAGAUCCCUCGAGAAAUCUUCCGUUUGCCGUUUCUUGAAACGUUCGAUUUGUCCUCCAACUCAUUAACAGGCCCCGUCCCGCCGCAAAUCGGCUGGCUCCGAAACCUUAAAGAAUUGCUUCUUUUCUCGAACUCUUUAUCCGGAACCAUCCCCGAUGAAAUCGGGCUUCUGAAGAGUCUCCGAGUGCUCCGGAUCGGCGAUAAUUUUCUCACGGGAAACAUCCCUGCGAGCGUCGGGAACCUCGCCGAAUUGACGGUGUUGGGACUCGGAUAUUGCGAACUCAACGGAAGCAUACCGGAGGAAAUCGGGAAGCUAAAGAAACUUGUGUUUUUAGACUUGCAAGAGAAUAGCUUCUGCGGCGAGAUCCCCGACGCGAUCGGCGGCUGCGUCGAGCUUCAGAACGUUGCUGCGUCGAACAAUAAGCUCGAUGGGAACAUUCCAGGCUCGAUCGGAAAUCUCGAAUCGCUUCGGAUUCUGAAUUUAGCCAACAACACGCUUUCUGGACCGAUCCCUGUCGAGACGACCCGAUUGGCGAAUCUUCAGUACCUUAACUUGCAAGGGAACCAGCUCGGUGGCGAAAUCCCGACGCAGAUUAACGACAUGGUCGAGCUUCGGGUUCUCGACCUGUCGAGAAACAACUUUUCGGGGAAAAUCGCGCUUCGCAAUUUGAAGAACCUCGAAUCAUUGGACCUUUCGGAUAAUCGACUCACGGCGAUUGUUCCCGGCAGCUUAUGCGUCGAACACGCAACGUUAACGCAACUUUUCUUAGCUCGAAACGACAUAUCAGGCGACUUUCCGGUCGAGAUAUUGAACUGCACAUCGCUGCAGCAGUUAGACCUGUCCGGAAAUAACUUCGGCGGCACCCUGCCGAGGACCCUCGACCGGCUGACGAACCUCACCGAUCUCCUGCUUAACAACAACAGCUUCAUCGGGACGAUCCCGCCGGAAAUCGGGAACGUGACGAACCUUCGGAGCUUGUUCCUCUUCGAUAACAUGAUUACGGGUUCGAUCCCGCGCGAAAUCGGGAAGCUCCGGAGCUUAGUUUAUCUAUACCUUUAUGACAAUCGGAUGUCGGGAAGUAUCCCGCGAGAGUUAACUAACUGCACGGCGCUGGAAGAGAUCGAUUUCUUCGGUAACCAUUUCUCGGGAUCGAUUCCUCGAUCCAUCGGAAAGCUCUCGAACUUGAAGAUCCUCCAGCUAAGGCAAAACGAGCUUUCGGGCGAAAUUCCGUCGUCGUUAGGACAAUGCCGGAGGCUCGAACGUCUCGUCUUAGCCGAUAAUGUCCUGUCCGGGUCACUGCCGCCGACGCUCGGUUUUCUUACCGAGCUUUUCCUCGUAACUCUUUACAACAACUCGCUUUCUGGCUCGCUCCCCGACUCGUUCUUCCACCUCAAAAACCUAAGCAUUGUGAACUUCUCGCAUAACCGGUUGCACGGUAGCGUCGCGCCGCUCACGGGAUCGAAAUCACUAACCAUAUUGGACUUGACGAACAAUAGCUUCUCCGAUGCCAUCCCGUCACGGCUUUCUAUGUCGGAAAACCUUAGACGCCUCCGCCUCGCGCAUAAUCGUAUCUCCGGGAGCGUCCCGCCCGAGUUUAGCCAGAUGAAGAACCUCGAAUUCCUCGACUUGUCGUAUAACGACAUGACAGGGGAGCUCGUGAACGAAGAAUUUUCGGGAUUUACGAAGCUCGGACACCUUCUUUUAAGUAAUAACCGACUCUCCGGCUCAAUCCCCGCGUGGUUGGGAAGAAUCAAAGAAUUAGGCGAGCUCGACCUCUCGUCGAACAAUUUCACCGGAAAAAUCCCAUCAGAACUCGGAAACUGCUCGAGAUUACUCAAGCUUUCACUUCAUAACAACCGCCUCUCGGGCUCGAUCCCGUCGGAGAUCGGCAAUCUCGACAUGCUAAACGUCUUGAACCUACAACGCAACGAUCUCUCCGGCCACAUCCCCGCCGCGAUACAAAAAUGCAAGAAGCUAUACGAUCUCCGUCUCUCCGAAAACAACCUAACCGGCGCAAUCCCGACGGGAAUCGGCGUAAUGACUGAACUCCAAGUGAUUCUCGACCUAAGCUUCAACGACCUCUCUGGCGAAAUCCCAACGUCGAUCGGAGAACUCGUGAAGCUCGAAAGACUCAACCUUUCGUUCAACGAUUUGAGCGGGAAAAUCCCGGGAUCGAUACAAAAGUUGUCAAGCCUCCAUCGACUCAACCUAUCGGGGAAUCGUUUCGAGGGCGAAAUCCCGUCGACAUUGGCGAACUUUCCGCGGAAUUCUUUCCUUAACAACGAGCUUUGCGGCGCGCCGCUCGUUUCUUGCUCGGGGUCGUUAGGACGUCCUGGGAAAUGGAUGUCGGAGUCGCAAGUGGCCGGGAUCGUCGUGGCUAUCGUAUUCACAUCGACUUUGCUAUGCAUGUUCAUGAUGUACGUGAUGCUUAGGAUGUGGUGGAAUUGGCGAAACGUCGCGGUUUCUUGCGAGAAUAAGAUCGACAAAAUUGUCGACGACGAGGAAUGGGUUUGCGGAGACGAGGCGUUCAAGAGCAGCGAUCAUCGGUUCUGGAACGAGAACUCGACGGCGCUCGUGCCGUCCGAGACGAGACUCGUCGUCUCGGAUUCGACGCGGAUUUUUCAUUACAAGUUCAAGUUGAGCUCGAGCAGAAGUAAGAACAACGAUGUAUAGUAGGAUAGUUUGAGGAUUUUUUGUUCGAUUUUUUUGUGUCUUCCAUUGAUCGAUGAACGUUUUGUGUUUUUUAUGUAUAGAACAUUAGGAUAAAGUAGAAUGAUUCAACAUAUUAGAAAAAAUUCUCAAACU